Molecule: messenger RNA, 1378 nt
Organism: Salmo salar (Atlantic salmon)
Lineage: Eukaryota; Metazoa; Chordata; Actinopteri; Salmoniformes; Salmonidae
Biological process (GO): immune response
Cellular component (GO): membrane
Molecular function (GO): tumor necrosis factor receptor binding
Source: RefSeq, a predicted model, not a curated record
ACACUGGCCAACAUGGAUGACAGGUUUCGUUGAUAUCAAAAGGGGUGCUGUCAAAAAGUGACUUUACAAUACUAUCUACAGUAUUUCAUCAAAUAAUGGAUAAAAUACCUGGUUUUAUUGAUUGUUUAAAUUCAUUUUUUGUUGUCAUAAAAAAAAACAUGUUAUCGACACAGAGGGGAAAUCAAAUAAAUCAUAGCCUGGGUGACAAUCUGUUACUGCUCUUUUGCCAACUCCUGCCUGGCUUGACAAUGGAGUAGGCAUAAGCAUAAACAGAUCUUGGACCAGGCUUAAAUACAUUUUCAUAGAAGAAUAUGACAUCAUCAGUUGCUAAUUCAAUGUGACCAAAGUCCACUUUGAGGUGGUUGUUUAGUCCAUGAUGCUUUGCUUUCACUCCCUCCUUUCUUUCCAACCACAACUCACAGUGAAGAAAAAAAACUCCAUCGCAUCAAACCUCAACUCCAGUGGAAGGGGGGAAACCCUGUCUAAUGAACAUGUCUCUGAAAUGCAGCAUGGUAGGCAGCAGACAGAUUUGUUUGUACAAGGACAACACAAGACACACUAGAGGAUGAAGAGCCAACAGCACACCUCCAGAUACCUGCUGCUACAUGUGUGGUGCGGGUUUCUCACAGUCGCUAUGGGGAUUAUGGUCGCAGUUCUCACAACAGUGAAAAUAAACUCACCUGACAAGAGUCAUUUACCUGAAUCAAAGGAGGAAAACCAGCACCCUACAAACGGCAGUUUUUUGGCUCAAUUGAAUUCAUCAAAGGCUCCCCAUCUCUCCUAUAUCCAGCUGACCAUGGGAACAUUAUCUUGGGAGAAUGACCAUAAUGUCCCCGUCUGUGGCUCUUGCUCCCUCGUCCUCCGCGACAACUCUGUCUACGUCACAUCUGAAGGCUUCUACUACUUCUAUGUCCAGGUCACCUUCACUAGGCGCACCGGGCGAGAGGAGAAGAGGAAGGUGACUCUGUUCAAAAAUGGAAUUCAAAAUAAGACCCAGCAGAGGAAACUGAGUGAAGCUGUGUAUCACGGAGAGAAAGAGGGCACUGUAUUCAUGUCCAGGAUGCUUAAGCUCCAACAAGGUAACAGUCUCAGCCUUGAGAUAACAUCCAAGAAUAAUAGUUUUAGGUAUGGGGAAGAGAAUACCUACUGGGGGGCAUAUCAGCUCCCCCCAUAUUGAGCCAACAGACAUUGUUAUUGAGAUUUAGUUCAAGAUUGAACCAAAAAAGCGGUUAAAACAUUGUUUUAAAAAAAGGUUGUGGUAGUUACUAAACUGAAUUUAUUUGGUGAAAACUGUAACUGUUAUGCAUAUGCAUUGUUUGUUUUGCUGAACAGAUUUGAUUACAUAAUGAGAUAACAGAAUACAUUGUCAAGCUAUGUA